Molecule: messenger RNA, 1814 nt
Organism: Cavia porcellus (domestic guinea pig)
Lineage: Eukaryota; Metazoa; Chordata; Mammalia; Rodentia; Caviidae
Product: HLA class II histocompatibility antigen, DP alpha 1 chain
Exons: 5
Coding region: 130-909 (259 amino acids)
Biological process (GO): immune response; antigen processing and presentation
Cellular component (GO): MHC class II protein complex; membrane
Source: RefSeq, a predicted model, not a curated record
CUAUUUUCAGGCUGUAGAAGCCUCAGUUCCAGACCUCUUUUUUGUCCCCUCCUUGCCUCUGGACCUCUUUACUGUUCCUUUUCCCACGUCGUCAACUGUAAACCCCUCACUGCGUGCUGUAAGGAGAGAAUGUUUCAGAGCAAAGUGGUGAUCCUAUGCACUCUCUCCCUGGUUUUCCUGCUGAGUCUGCAAGGAGCUGGGGCCAUUGAAGCGGAUCAUGUGUCAACAUUUGCUGCAUUUGUGCAGACGCAGAGACCAUCAGGGGAGUAUAUGUUUGAGCUUGAUGAGGAUGAGAUGUUCUAUGUGGAUCUGGACAAGAAGCAGACGGUCUGGCAUCUGCCAGAGUUUGGUCAAGCCUUUACCUUUGAUGCUCAGGGCGGGCUGACCAACAUCGCCAUACUGAGGGAAAACUUGAACGGAGCAAUCAAGGCUUUCAACCACACCCAGGCCCCCAAUGAUCCUCCCGAGGUGACUGUGUUUCCUAAGGAGCCUGUGCAGCUGGGUGAGCCCAACAUCCUCAUUUGCCAUGUGGACAAGUUCUUCCCACCUGUGCUCAGUGUCACGUGGCUGCGGAACGGGCAGCCAGUCACUGAGGGAGCUUCUGAGAGCAUCUUCCUGCCUCGCACAGACUACAGUUUCCAGAAGCUCCAUUACCUGACCUUCCUUCCCAACACCGAGGAUGUCUAUGACUGCAAGGUGGAGCACUGGGGACUGGAUGAGCCGUAUCUCAAGCACUGGGAGCCCCAGGAGCCUGUCCAGGUGACAGAGACAACAGAGACUGUGGUCUGUGCCCUGGGCCUGGUGGUGGGCCUGGUGGGCAUCAUCGUGGGCACCGUGCUCAUCAUCAGGGCUCUGCGUUCCAGUCGUGAUCCCCGGGCCCAGGGACCCCUUCUUCACAUGCAUAUCUAAGCUCAUCCUCUCAACAGUAACAUUCAGAAAGGUUUGAUGAAUUUAUCUUUAUUUGUGUGUACCCUGUAAAACAUGUAGUAUUAUUCAAAAUAUAUGCUUUUAUUAUUUACCAAAGCAAUAUAUUAUAGAUCUAAAGUCUGCUGCUUUCUGAUGUUCCAUAGCCUUUUACUUUGUACACCUACCUGUCUGUUUUUCACCUGGAGAAUCUGCAUUAUUUUGGUUCUGUGCAGUGUAAGCAAAUGUUUGCAUUCCCAUAGGGACCUGCAUUUCUGGAAUGUGUUGUGCCCAGAAGACCUUGCGGGGUGACUUAAGGCAGGCACACAUGGUUCACACACUAGCAAAAGAAAAGUAAUCAAGGAAAAAAGAAAUAACAGAGCCAAAAGAAUGAGGUGAAUGUUGUCACAUAAGCCAAGAAGAUAAUUUAUUUAAAGAAGAAGGAUUGUGUGUGUUCAGAUGUUUCACAGAGGCACUGUGAGGAAAUAUACAUUGGUUUUGAAUCUCUUUCACAGAGCAGCUUGACACAGUGUGAGCAGUGAUUCUGCCUUCACAGCCAUCAUUUCACACUUGAGCUUCCCUGGCCUCAACAGUGUGGCUCUCUGUCCUUCUGAGGGUGUUUUGGAGACUUAAAGCAUGUGGGGAAUCUCUCAAGUCAGCCUGGGGUUGGGUGUGAAGUUUGAUGUCAGGAUGCUCCUUGACUCCUGACUGUGGCUCACCUGAAGGAUCAGGGCAUGUACAGGGAAAGUCACUCUCUCCAUGGCCUUAAGGAUGGCAGAGGAAUGUGGAAACUAGAUAUAAAGCAGGUAGGGAAGGUGUGUCUGAGCUUGGAGACCUGAACCCAAGGGUGACAUUUGUAACUGUGUGUCUUGUUGCAGGUGACAAAAUUCCUAAAAGAAGAUUUCAGAGAA